Molecule: messenger RNA, 1203 nt
Organism: Ziziphus jujuba (common jujube)
Lineage: Eukaryota; Viridiplantae; Streptophyta; Magnoliopsida; Rosales; Rhamnaceae
Exons: 6
Coding region: 145-741 (198 amino acids)
Source: RefSeq, a predicted model, not a curated record
UUUCAAAUUGGAUUCGGAAAACCAUAGUCCGGCCCAAAAAAGCAAAUAGAGGCUAAACCUCCACAUAGUACAUUGCAUAGUAGUCAGCCGGUGGUUAGACCAAAAUUGUCCACGCGCCGAAUCCGAUCCUUUGUGAAGGCAGUGAUGGAGGCGGUGGUGAAAAAGUAUCAGCAACGGUUCAGGAGGGCUCGAGACGAGAUGGACCGCUGGGCCAACCUCCAGUCUCGCUUGAUCUUGCAGUUCACAAGCUCCUCCUCCAUCAUCCAGAGGUUGCAGGUGCUUCGAGAUUCUAAGAAUUAUGGCUGUUUGAAUAAUAUCGGUGACAUUAAAGACGCAGUAUUGACGAAGCAGAUGGAGUCGUUGCAAAGCAUUUUGCUUUCGAUGAAAAAGACCUUGGAAGAGUUUCAUGGUGUUGUCUUGAGGCUUGAGAAGAUUCAUCGUGAUGGUAGGCAGAUGAUGAGAGGUGGGUCUAGUCAACCGAGUUUGAAACAGCUGAAGCAACGUGUUGGCGUAAAACCCAGUCUUGCAGAUUGCUUGGAUGGGCUUAUGCUUCUUCAUGAGAUGCACCACUUCGAGUACCUUCUUAAAUCGUCAUUGGUUUCAGCACUUUCAACACUCAUCUUGAAACCCAAUUCCUGUGACCUAAGUGCACUCCAGCAACUUUUGAUUGAUCAGCCUAACAUCCCCAAGGAGGAAGUGCAAGUCAUCUUUGAUAUCAUAUUUGCAGAAGAGAUAUCAUGAUCUAGUCCAUAUGGGGCUCCCGAAAUGUUGGUAGCUUCAGACAUUAAGCAUUUUGCAAUUUGAAAAUUUCCUGUUAUUUGGGUGGCAAUAUUCGCUCGUCGUCUGGUGUGCUAAGGAUAGCCAUUUCGUCUUGGCAGCUUGCGGGUAUCCCAAGACUGUUUUAGGAAAUCAGGUUAUUCAUGCUAUCCAUGGCAAAGCUGCCUAGAAAGACCGAGAUAGACUUAUGCCUUGCUACUUCCAAAAUGCAUGUUGCCAAGGCAUAUAUAAACCGUAUCCCAUUUUGUGAUAUACAUAUACAUGUUGAAUUUGUGAAAAUUUUGCGUAAGCUUGAGUGUAAACCAUUUAAGAUUAGAUGGUUUUAUUAUAUUGUACCUCAUUUUAAGCUACCUCUUAUCUUCCUGAUGUCAUAACUUAAACCUCUUAGAUUUGGUGCCUAAAGAUGUGGACAUUUUUCACUUUUCA